This is a messenger RNA of Nerophis lumbriciformis (worm pipefish), 3359 nucleotides long. Its product is annotated as dynein axonemal intermediate chain 2-like. The record is from RefSeq and is a predicted model, not a curated record. Gene Ontology annotation, molecular function: dynein light chain binding; dynein heavy chain binding. Gene Ontology annotation, biological process: outer dynein arm assembly; cilium movement. Gene Ontology annotation, cellular component: outer dynein arm. Lineage: Eukaryota; Metazoa; Chordata; Actinopteri; Syngnathiformes; Syngnathidae.
AACGAAAGUUUGGCUUGUUUUCUUUCUCAAAACAAUCGCAUCGUGCUUCCAUUCCUAACGUGACUUUAGCAGACAUCGCAUCGUGAUGGACAUUGUACACGAGUACGUGAAGCUCCGCAGUGACUUCGGCCGCCAAUGUCUCUUUUCGGACCGUCACGUGGAUCUGCUAACGGAUAUUCCUCCCAACAACAAACUGGCCUUACAGUUCUUUCAGAAGGAAACCAGAGAAAUUGGGGUGCAGGGCUGCUUCCAAAUGUCGGAGCAUGAGGUGAAUACAAUACGGUUUGAGUAUGACAACUGUGGGGUAAACCAUGUAGAAGGGGGAUGGCCCAAAGACAUCAACCCUCUAGAGAUGGAGCAAACUAUUCGUUUUCGAAAGAAGAUAGAGAAAGAUGAGGGCUACUUGAAUAGCAUGCAGGUGCUGGGCACGCUUACAGGACUCUGUGUGGGACAGAACAACGCUGUGGACAUCUAUGAACAGUACUUUGAGGAUGCUGAAUUGCUGGACGAGAUUCAAGAAGCGCCAUCUACCAAGACUGUCAAUAUCUUAAGGGACCCAAACCAGUUGAAAAGGACUGUCACCUCUCUAUCUUGGGAUCCUAACGGAGGCAGAAGUCUGGCGGCUGCCUACUCUUGUCUUGAGUCACAGAAAACCACUGCAGACAUGAGCAAACACUCAUAUAUUUGGAACAUUGAGAAUCCUAACAAACCUCAGAUGACUCUCGAACCAGAAUCUCAACUCAUCUGUCUGGAAUACAACCCGAAUGACUUGCACACUCUUAUCAGUGGCUGCUGCAAUGGACAGAUUGCGUUUUGGGACACCCGUGAAGGCAACCAUCCAGUAAACGUUUCAGCUAUGGAGUAUGGUCAUAGGGACCCUGUAUACAAGACAGUUUGGUUACAAUCCGAGACUGGGACUGAAGCUCUUUCUGGCUCCACUGAUGGACAGAUUAUGUGGUGGGAUGUACGCAAUCUCAGCGAGCCUACGGACCGGCUGGUUCUAGACCUAGCCUGGGAGGAAAACCUACUCAAUGCUUUGGGCGCCAUCUCUCUGGAAUAUAACAUCAGCAUGCCAGACACGUUCAUGGUUGGGACAGACCUGGGUGUUGUUCUGUACUGCAACAGGACGGCUAAGACUCCAUCUGAGAAGAUUGUCCGUUUGUACGAUGGCCACUACGGGCCCGUCUAUGCUCUCCAGAGGAACCCUUUCUUCCCAAAAUACUUUCUCACUGUGGGUGACUGGGGGGCCCGAAUCUGGUCGGAGGACAUCAAUGACUCAUCUAUAAUGUGGACUAAGUAUCAGAUGUCCUACUUGACAGACGCCUGCUGGAGUCCUGUCAGACCCUCUGUCUUUUUAACCGUGAAAAUGGACGGGGUGCUGGAUAUCUGGGACAUCUUGUUUAAGCAAAGUGACCCCACAAUGAGUGUCAAGCUGCGCGAUGAAGCUCUGUGUAGUCUCCGGGUCCAUGAGAAUGGAUGCUUGGUAGCUUGCGGCUCCCAGCAAGGAGUCAUACCAGUAAUAGAGAUCAGCUCCGGAUUGUGCACCCUACAGCAGAACGAACAGGACCUCAUGGAGGAGAUGUUAGAGCGUGAGACAACGCGGGAAAAGAUCCUCGGGGCUCGCCAGGAAAGAGAGGCCGGUAACAAAGAGCAGCUGAUCCUGAGAGCUGAGCGUGAAUUCCACAGUCUGCUGCAGACCGAGCAGAAGAGGAAGGAGUUGGAGUCAAAACAGCCAAAGUGACUCUGAUGGGUUGAAGUCUAACCCAAUCGGAAGUGGGAAUGCAGAGAGAUACUGUGAAUUGGUUAAUAACACCACAUGUGAGCAGCGUAGGACACGACACAAGAACCUGAUUGAGCGGGUAGAAAUAUUUGUAAAACUCAUCAAAAUAAGCAAAAUCCAAAGUAACAGAUAACCUUAGUUGGGAUGCUUGACUCCGAAGAUGUAUCUUGGCAUGGCGUUUUAUUAUAUCAACCACAAUGUAAUCACAACAUCUCUCUGCUUAUCUUAUCUCGGUUGUAGUCUGGAGAAGCAAAUAAACAAUCCAGAACAAGAAAGACUUAGUCAUCUUCUGGUCGUCAUUUCUCAGUCUGGCCAAUAGUUACUGUUGUGUCGCAGAUGCGUUGGCGACAGCUAUCUUCUCAGGCUAAAGUCAAAAGUCAGAACCCUCAGUCAUAGCAAGUGGUCUGUGCUCUUUCAUUAUUUUCCAUGUCAAAGACAAGUUAAAGUUAAAGUACCAAUGAUUGUCACACAAACACUAAGUGUGGUGAAAUGUGUGCUCUGCAUUUGACCCAUCCCCUUGUUCACCCCCUGGGAGGUGAGGGGAGCAGUGGGCAGCAGUGGUGGCCGCACCCGGGAAUCAUUUUUGGUGAUUUAACCCCCAAUUCCAACACUUGAUGCUGAGUGCCAAGCAGGGAGGUAAUGGCUCCCAUUUUUAUAGUCUUUGGUAUGACUCGGCCGGGGUUUGAACUCACAACCUACCAAUCUCAGGGAGGACACUCUAACCACUAGAGUUAGGCAUACUUGCCAACCCUCCCGGAUUUUCCAGGAGACUCCCGAAAUUCAGCGCCUCUCCCGAAAACCUCCCGGGACAAAAUUUCUCCCGAAAAACCCCCGAAAUUCAGGCGGACCUGAGUGACAACACACAACAGUGUCUACCGUAAAGCAGUUCGUCUGCUGUAAACAGCAAUGUUGUGACACUUUUAAACAGGACAAUACUGCCAUCUAUUGUACAUGCAUAUGUGACCCACCCAUAAUGUGUCACAUUUUUGUGUUGAUUUAUUUAUUUUAUUUUGUGGUUUGAAUUCGUUUUUGGAGCUGUCAUUACACAUUUAUCGGUAUUCACAUUGGUCAGUAGGGGGCAGUAGGGCGUUUCUUCCCAAUUGAAUGCUAUCACCUGCAGACCGGAAGUGUCUUGUCAUUCUGAUGAGCGCGACCAGUCUGUCCUGUGUGCUUUUUCCUCCUGUAUAACAGGUUAGUUUUGGUGAAUCAACUCACUGAAUAAUAUCCAUGUGAUCUUUAUAAGUUUAAGUACACAUUCUGAUGGUGGAGCCUAACUCUAAAGUGUUUGUGAGUUGUAGUUUGUAUUUGUGAAUGAAUCCAGUGCGCAGCUGCAGUAAUCAAUACAAAAAGGCGACGUGAGUGCGCAAUGUUUAUAUGGGAACUUCUGUCCUAAUUCAGACUCCCAAAUUAGAGCUCCCGUUUUCUUAUUGAUUUUGUAAUGUACAUUUGUAUAAUGUGUGUGUUCUGAAAUAGUGACAGAGAAUAGAACAAGGAUGGACAAUUCAACCCUUAACUCAACAAUGAGUAGAUGAGUGUUAUGUGUGUGUAUAUGUGUAAAUAAAUGAACGCUGAAAUUAAA